CCUACACUGACCGGCUUUAGUAGGCGUAAUUGAGAAAUAUUCUUUUCUUCUUGAAUAAGGUUGAAGCUGCGAUUGGUAGCUAUCCCUUAUAAUCCUGUAUUCAAUCCAAGAAAACAUCUCCCACAAAACACCAUCAUCAGCAAUCAUGGGCUUAAGCAUUGAUACAAUCGUAAACACUUUGGCAGCUACUGUUUUGCAUCCGAUCGCAUUGUUGGGCUAUGUUGGCUAUCGAUCCUAUGAAGCAAAACAACUUCCACCACGUGAUGGACUCUUGACUACUGCAUAUAUCUUCUUAGCACUUCGAUUCGGUAAAUGGUUUAGUAAUCGAUGGAGAAAUGGCUUGAUUCCACAAAAACGUUUAAAUGCACAGACCUGGAAUCAAGAAUUGGCUUUGAUCACCGGAGGAGCACAAGGAAUUGGUAAACAAACGGCCGAACAAUUGGCAAAGAAAGGUUGUCAAGUUGUGGCUAUUGAUAUCGUAAACUUUAAACCUACGCAUCCAAACAUUCGUGCUUAUAAAUGUGAUAUCGGCAAUUAUGAAGCACUGGAACAACUACGUGAUCAAAUCCGAAAGGACUAUAACGGACAAGAUGUUACAAUGGUUGCGAAUAUUGCAGGAUUGAACAAUAAAUCGCUAAUUUUGGAUUUGGAUCGUAAGAAGGUUGAUUCGAUGAUCGAUGUUAAUCUCAAAUCACACUUUUAUACCGCAAUGCUUUUCUUACCCGCAAUGGUCAAACGUAAACGUGGACAUUUCCUAAGCGUUGCUUCCACAAUGGGAUACGUUGGUAUUUGUCAUCAAAGUGAUUAUGUUGCAACGAAGCAUGGGUUGGUUGGAAUGCAAGAGAGUCUAUAUUACGAAAUGCAAAAGAUGUAUAAAACUCCAAACGUGCGAACAUCGAUUGCUAUUAUUGGUCAUACUAAAACUGGAUUAUUUGAAACAUUCAACGUUGGACCUAUUGGACGAUUUUUAGGACCCUUGUUGGAGCCAGACUACGUUGCUUCUUUACUCGUUGAUGCAUUUGAAGCACAAGAAACACGUAUCAUCUUAACUCCUUUCAUGAACAACUUGACUCCUUCCAUCAAGGCACAUCCACAAUUCGUUAGAGAUUUUAUUCAAUCAACCGCUGGCGGAGAUGGAUCUUACCCCUCGAGACCUUCGGCUGCACAGUUGGGACACGCUUAAAUAGUUAGGUACACAUGGCCUUGUUUGUAUAUUCGCUCAUCUUUUGACAAUUCUUGAUCU
Molecule: messenger RNA, 1243 nt
Organism: Meira miltonrushii
Lineage: Eukaryota; Fungi; Basidiomycota; Exobasidiomycetes; Exobasidiales; Brachybasidiaceae
Product: NAD(P)-binding protein
Exons: 1
Coding region: 146-1183 (345 amino acids)
Molecular function (GO): oxidoreductase activity, acting on the CH-OH group of donors, NAD or NADP as acceptor
Source: RefSeq, a predicted model, not a curated record